Nannospalax galili (Upper Galilee mountains blind mole rat) is the source of this 2683-nucleotide messenger RNA. RefSeq names its product osteoclastogenesis associated transmembrane protein 1 (gene Ostm1). Gene Ontology annotation, biological process: osteoclast differentiation. The record is from RefSeq and is a predicted model, not a curated record. Gene Ontology annotation, cellular component: cytosol. NCBI's taxonomy places the organism in Eukaryota, Metazoa, Chordata, Mammalia, Rodentia, Spalacidae. The transcript has 6 exons. The coding region runs from base 84 to 1094 and encodes 336 amino acids.
CGAAGCCGGAAGCCGCGGCUGUGUGCUGUACCGGCCCGGGGCGGAGCUGCAGUGGUCGGCGACCUGGGGCUGGCGGACCCGGGAUGGCUUGGGACCCGACCCGGGCGCGGCGCACGGGGGCAGGGCCGCGGUGGUUGCCGCCGCUGCUGCUGCUGCUGUGGUGGAGGCCGGCCCUGUGCGCGCUCCCUUUCGGCAGCACUCCGCGCCGAGGCUUUGCGGACCUCCUGUCGGAGCAGCAGUUGCUGGAGGUGGAGGACUUGACCCUGUCUCUGCUGCAGGGCGGAGGUCUGGGGCUGCCGUCGCUGCUACCCCCGGGCCUGCCCGACCUGGAUCCCGAGUGCCGGGAGAUGCUGCUGGACUUCGCCAAUAGCAGCGCCGAGCUCACUGGGUGUCUGGUGCGCAGCGCUCGGCCCGUGCGCCUCUGCCAGACCUGCCAUCAGCUCUUCCAACAGGUCGCCAGCAAGAAGGACAACAUCAGCCGAGCCGUCGGGAAUACUUCCGAGAGUCAGAGUUGUGCCAGAAGUCUCCUGAUGGCAGACAGGAUGCAGGUAGUUGUGAUGCUCUCGGAGUUUUUCAAUACCACAUGGCAGGAGGCGAACUGUGCAAAUUGUUUAGCAAACAACGGUGAAGAUUUAUCAAAUAAUACAGAACAUUUCCUCAGUCUGUUUAACAAGACCUUAACCUGCUUUGAACAUAACCUUCAGGGGGACACACACAAUCUUCUACCACCAAAAAAUUACUCAGAAGUAUGCAAAAACUGUAAUGAUACAUAUAAAACUCUGAGUUCUCUGUAUAACGAGAUGCAAAACACGAACGUACUUGAGAAUAAGGCUGAGCCUGGAACACACUUAUGCAUCGAUGUGGAAGACGCAAUGAACAUUACUCGAAAGCUCUGGAGUCGAACCUUCAACUGCUCGGUCACCUGCAGCGACACCGUGUCUGUGGUCGCUGUGUCUGUGUUUAUCCUUUUUCUGCCGGUUGUCUUCUACCUUAGUAGCUUUCUUCACUCAGAGCAAAAGAAACGCAAACUCAUCCUACCCAAACGUCUCAAAUCAAGUACCAGUUUUGCCAGCAUUCAAGAAAAUUCCAACUGAACCUACAAAAUGGAGCUCGACUUUGUAUCAUGUGAAUGACUGAUUGGAGGCCCAGCCUUGUCAGAUAGAAGAUGAACCCUGAUCUGACAAGUCACAUUCUUAAGAAAUACCAAGACUACAGAUUUAUUUUUAAAUAACAUUUUUCAAAUUUUCUUUUCCUUUGCACCCCAUUUUUAAAGAUUUAGGUAUUGUUAAUUUCCAGGCGUAGUAAUGCUAUCUAUUUUAAGUGCCUUUGUUACAGUAGCAAGGAAGUGAGAACACCUUUUUAUUUUAUAUUUUGUAGGCAUGUUAUUUCUACUUGACAAAAUAUUCUUAUUAACAGAAGUACUAAAACCACAGGUGAUAGCAAAGACUUUGAAAAACAAAUAUAUUUGCCAAAUGGUAGUAGGUCCAAAGAUGAAUUUGAAUGGCUUCCCAUUGCAGUAUUAUUGUUUUAUAUAUAUUUAAUAUGUCAUACAUUCAAUAAUGUACCAUAGUUUGAAAUCACUGGAAUGCUUUAUUAUAGUCAAGACCAGGAAUAAGUUAUUUGGCAGCAUAAUUUAUUACUACUUUAAAUCAAAUGUAACUCAAAUAUGUUGUGUUGUAUUUAAGUUGCAACUUUUUAAAAUAGAAAUUUUCUCUUAGACUAUAUGGGGACAGAGAUUUCAGGGGAGAUGAAGGAGGAAUAAAAGAGCUUAAAGUUAAGAAGGUAGAUGGGCCUGAGAGGAAGCUCACUGUGAGACAGCUGGGUGGUUCAUACAAGGUAUGACUCAGAUAACAGUCUCACCUAGGAAGCACUUAAAUUUAAAUAAUGCCUUUUCCCCAAAAUUAUGUAGAAGAUAAAAGUGAUAUGACUGAAAUGAAAUUACAUUUUUCACUGUGAGGAAACACAUUGUAUUUUAGAAUAUUUUUAUCAGCCUUUAAAACAAUGCUUUGCUUCAGUAUUGUUUACAAUUUUAUUUCUCGGAAUUUGAGAGGUGAGGAUUUCAUUUAUUAAUUCUUUUUUCCUUUCUUGGCAGAACUAGGCUUUGUUUUAAAUGUUGAGAAUAUGAAGGCGCCUCUGUAGAAGCAAGACUUUGGUUAAAUGGUUAAGAAAAUUCGAAUCCCUUCAAAGACUGUAAAAUGCUCUAGAGGGAAAGUGUUUUGAUGACUUUAAUGUUUACUGUACGUGCAGAUUGUGAGAGAGGGAGAAGGCUCAUCCUUGGAUGUGACAGAUUGGAAAGCUGCCCCGGCCUUUCAGGGCUGCUGUGAUCCACUUAAACGUGCUGCUGCCGCCUCUGCUGUCACUCUCUGCUGCUGAUACCAUGACAGCACUGUCUUGAUUGGAAGCACACAGUUGAGGGCCAUCCAAGGCAAUCUUCAUUAAUGCAGAUAAAACCUGUUUACAUGUGCAGAGUUAGCAAAAUGACAUAUUUGAGUUGUAAGUAGUGACUUGUUGAGCACCUUUCAAUAUUGUGUGUUUGUAAAAAUGACUGCUUUUGUAUAAAAGGCUAAUAAGCACUUUAAACAACACAAGAUACCCUUUACUAUUUUUCUGGUGGAUUCUUUGCUCUUUACAUGUUGCAUCAGAAGUAAAUUUAAAAAUAAAUCUUAAGUGCAUAAGUACUUCA